AAAUAACAGAGGCAUGCUGUUCGCCUUGCUGAAGAUAUACCCAAUCAAUUGUUACUAUAAAUAAUUUAGGUAAUCAGAGCACCCUUGUAUUUACAAUCACGAAAUUUGAAAACCCAAUUCCAAUCUCGAGCUGGCUGUUUCUCCUCUGUCUAUUGUUAGUGGUUUUCGCUGGAUAAAUGGGUCAGACACUUGGUUGUAUCCAAGUGGAUCAGUCCACGGUUGCUGUGAAAGAACAUUUUGGAAAGUUUGAUGAAGUGCUUGAGCCUGGUUGCCAUUGCCUGCCCUGGUGUGUUGGCUACCAAUUGGCUGGUUCUUUGUCAUUACGUGUGCAGCAGCUUGAUGUCCGCUGUGAAACGAAAACUAAGGAUAAUGUGUUUGUCACUGUGGUUGCUUCGAUCCAGUACCGAGCAUUGGCUGGGAAAGCAUCUGAUGCAUUUUAUAAGCUAUCAAACACAAAAGCACAGAUCCAAGCAUAUGUUUUUGAUGUCAUAAGGGCAAGUGUACCAAGACUGGAUUUGGAUUCUACUUUUGAGCAGAAGAAUGACAUAGCCAAAGCUGUGGAGAGUGAACUUGAGAAGGCCAUGUCUGCCUAUGGGUUUGAAAUAGUGCAGACUCUGAUUGUUGACAUAGAACCAGAUGCUCAGGUCAAGAGAGCCAUGAAUGAGAUAAAUGCGGCUGCUCGGCUCAGGGUUGCUGCAAACGAGAAGGCCGAGGCAGAAAAGAUCUUGCAGAUCAAAAAAGCUGAAGGAGAAGCUGAAUCCAAGUACUUAUCUGGGCUUGGUAUUGCUCGUCAGCGUCAGGCCAUUGUAGAUGGGCUAAGGGAUAGCGUUCUCGCCUUCUCAGAAAGCGUGCCAGGAACAACAGCUAAGGAUGUCAUGGACAUGGUUCUUGUUACCCAAUACUUCGACACAAUGAAGGAAAUUGGCUCAUCGUCUAAGUCCUCUGCCGUGUUUAUCCCACAUGGCCCUGGGGCCGUCAAGGACAUCGCUUCACAGAUCCGUGAGGGUCUUCUUCAGGCAGACAGUCUCAUCCACUAGUUCCUCACCACGAACUGGACUUCCACACCUAUCUAAAGGGUUGAUUCUGUCAUAAAAUGCGAGUCUGAUCUUGUUUUAAAUUGCGUUCAUCUAUGGAUUGCCUUAUAGCUACUCUCGGUUGUGCUGUCAAGAUAUUCCUGUCGAGCAUUGUGGUUUGAUGCUCAGGUACCCUUAUAUGCUUGUAUAUGCCUGAUGAAACAAGAUUUGCAUCACUGUUUUAGCUCCUUGUGGAAGAAAGAUUAGACUCUUCCUAGUGCACUUUGAUGUACAGGGCUGAGUUUGAGUAGGAACAACUUGCUUCUUCACUUCCUUUCAUGUUUGUAGAGCCAGUGCAAAAAUAAGAAAACAAAAUUUACUGUAAUAUUUAAAGAUUUACAGACUUCAAAA
This is a messenger RNA of Sesamum indicum (sesame), 1424 nucleotides long. Its product is annotated as hypersensitive-induced response protein-like protein 2. NCBI's taxonomy places the organism in Eukaryota, Viridiplantae, Streptophyta, Magnoliopsida, Lamiales, Pedaliaceae. The record is from RefSeq and is a predicted model, not a curated record. Gene Ontology annotation, cellular component: mitochondrion.